UUCAUCGUCUUCCUCAUCGUCGUAUCCCCAUUCUGCGUUUAUUUCUCGUUCUCUGCAUUUUAUUUUAUUUUCGUAAUUCGACAUUUUUCUUGUUCGUCGUUUAUCUUCUUUGCCCUCGGAAUUGCGUCUGAAAACAGCUGCAAGCAAAGCUUUUUCGCUGUUCUCUGGUCUGUCAUCAAUGGCGGAGCGUGUGAUCACUCGCGUCCACAGCCAGCGUGAGCGCUUGGACGGCACUCUUUCUGCUCAGAGAAACGAAGUCCUUUCCUUGCUCUCAAGGGUUGAAGCCAAGGGGAAGGGAAUUCUGCAACACCACCAGAUCAUUGCUGAGUUCGAGGCUUUGCCCGAAGAAACCCGGAAGAAGCUCGAAGGAAGCGCCUUCUUCGAAAUUCUUAGAUCCUCUCAGGAAGCAAUUGUGUUGCCGCCAUGGGUUGCUCUUGCAAUCAGGCCACGACCUGGCGUCUGGGAAUACAUAAGAGUGAAUCUCCAUGCCCUUGUCGUCGAGGAGCUUCUUGUUUCAGAGUAUCUUCACCUCAAGGAAGAGCUCGUCAAUGGAAGUGUCAAUGGCAGUUUCCCGCUCGAGCUCGACUUCGAGCCGUUCAACGCGUCUUUCCCUCGGCCGACCCUCUCCAAGUACAUCGGAGAUGGAGUCGAGUUCCUUAACCGACACCUCUCUGCAAAACUCUUCCAUGACAAGGAAAGCUUGCACCCGUUACUCCAAUUCCUCCGAGUCCAUUGCCGUAAGGGCAAGAACCUGAUGCUUAACGACAGAAUCCAAAACCUCAAGACUCUGCAACACGUUUUGAGGAAAGCCGAGGAGUAUCUGACGAAUCUCGCGCCAGAAACGUUGUACUCGGAUUUCGAGCACAAGUUUCAGGAGAUCGGAUUGGAGAGAGGAUGGGGAGACACAGCGGAACGUGUUCUUGAAAUGAUCCGUCUUCUUCUGGAUCUUCUCGAAGCUCCUGAUCCUUGCACUCUGGAGAAUUUUCUCGGGAAAAUCCCUAUGGUUUUCAACGUUGUGAUCCUCACUCCGCAUGGGUAUUUCGCUCAGGACAACGUUUUGGGUUAUCCCGACACCGGUGGUCAGGUUGUGUACAUUUUGGAUCAAGUUCGUGCUUUGGAAACCGAGAUGCUGCAACGUAUCAAACAGCAGGGACUGAACAUUACCCCGAAAAUCCUCAUUAUCACUCGGCUACUUCCCGAUGCGGUCGGAACGACGUGUGGUCAGCGUAUCGAGAAGGUUUACGGGACGGAAUACUCCGACAUUCUCCGUGUUCCAUUCAGAACAGAGAAGGGUAUAGUUCGCCAAUGGAUCUCAAGAUUCGAAGUCUGGCCUUAUCUCGAGACUUACACUGAGGAUGUUGCCCUCGAGAUCUCGAAAGAGUUGCAGGGGAAGCCUGAUCUUAUCAUCGGUAACUACAGCGAUGGAAACCUUGUUGCUUCAUUGCUGGCUCACAAGCUUGGUGUCACUCAGUGUACCAUUGCUCAUGCCCUCGAGAAGACGAAAUACCCGGAUUCAGAUAUCUACUGGAAGAAUCUCGACGAAAAGUACCAUUUCUCGUGCCAGUUCACGGCCGAUCUUUACGCCAUGAACCACACUGAUUUCAUCAUCACCAGUACUUUCCAAGAAAUCGCUGGAAGCAAGGACACCGUUGGUCAGUACGAGAGUCACACUGCUUUCACCCUUCCCGGGCUUUACCGUGUGGUUCACGGUAUCAACGUGUUCGAUCCGAAGUUCAACAUUGUAUCCCCUGGUGCUGAUAUGAGCAUUUACUUCCCUUACACUGAGGAGAAGCGAAGGUUGACCUCGUUCCACCCGGAAAUCGAAGAGCUUCUUUACAGUGAUGUCGAGAACGAGGAGCACUUGUGUGUCCUGAAGGACAAGAAGAAGCCAAUCCUCUUCACGAUGGCGAGGCUUGACCGUGUCAAGAACUUGUCUGGACUCGUCGAGUGGUACGGGAAGAACGCUCGCCUUCGGGAACUGGUCAACUUGGUUGUGGUUGGAGGGGAUAGGAGAAAGGAGUCAAAGGACAACGAAGAGAAGGCCGAGAUGAAGAAAAUGUACGAUCUCAUCGAGAAAUACGGAUUGAAUGGUCAGUUCAGGUGGAUCUCCUCUCAGAUGAACCGUAUCAGAAACGGUGAGCUUUACCGUUACAUCUGUGACACAAAGGGAGCUUUCGUGCAACCCGCACUGUACGAGGCUUUCGGGCUGACAGUUGUUGAGGCCAUGACCUGUGGGCUCCCGACUUUCGCCACUUGCAAUGGAGGUCCUGCCGAGAUCAUUGUCCAUGGGAAAUCGGGUUUCCACAUCGAUCCAUACCAUGGUGACCAAGCUGCCGAGAUUCUUGCAGAUUUCUUUGCCAAGUGCAAGGAGGAUCCUUCUCACUGGGACGAGAUCUCUCAUGGAGGGCUUCAGAGGAUCGAGGAGAAGUACACCUGGCAAAUCUAUUCACAGAGGCUUCUGACACUUACUGGAGUCUAUGGCUUCUGGAAACAUGUUUCCAACCUCGACCGCCUCGAAAGCCGCCGUUACCUCGAGAUGUUCUAUGCUCUGAAGUAUCGCCCGCUGGCUAAGGCUGUUCCUCUUGCACAAGAGGAGUGAAAGAGGGGACCAAACCCGCCACACCGAGAAGAGGUUUCCUUGAUGUUGAACAAUAAAAAAGAUUUGUGUCAUUUUUCAUGAUGUGAACGAGUCAUUGUAGAGGGCUUAUCAUGCAUAUGCCCUCAAGCUCCUUGUUGUUUUUCUGCUCUUUGCUCUUGUUUUGUGGCGUCUCUUAUGUUCCUUCCUCCGGCUUUUGCUUGGACUCUCUGGCUAUUUGAGGGCUUUUCUCUUGCAUUUUUCAGUAAAGUUUGAGAUUUCUACUUUCUUCAA
Molecule: messenger RNA, 2869 nt
Organism: Tarenaya hassleriana
Lineage: Eukaryota; Viridiplantae; Streptophyta; Magnoliopsida; Brassicales; Cleomaceae
Product: sucrose synthase 4
Exons: 14
Coding region: 179-2599 (806 amino acids)
Biological process (GO): sucrose metabolic process
Molecular function (GO): sucrose synthase activity
Source: RefSeq, a predicted model, not a curated record